Rana temporaria (common frog) is the source of this 2636-nucleotide messenger RNA. It is a transcript of the gene PANX3, whose product is annotated as pannexin 3. The transcript has 5 exons. The coding region runs from base 713 to 1954 and encodes 413 amino acids. Gene Ontology annotation, molecular function: channel activity. The record is from RefSeq and is a predicted model, not a curated record. Gene Ontology annotation, biological process: positive regulation of interleukin-1 production; monoatomic cation transport. Lineage: Eukaryota; Metazoa; Chordata; Amphibia; Anura; Ranidae.
CUUAUUGCACAAUAAAUAGGUUUCUAUUUAUUUUUUUAUUAAAUGAGUUUUUCACACGAUUACAAAACGCUAAGCGUGAAUGCGGCUAUGGGGUGACAGAGGGCGGCAUAUGAAGCAGUCCGUCUGAUAUUAUAAAGACUCAUGGGACUUUAUAAUAUCCAAUAAUAUUCUCUCAUCCUUUAUUUCACUAAGAAAAAACUUCACACUAAUCUUGUUCCUGGCCAGAGUCCCCGAUUGGAGAAAGGAUGAUUUUUAACACAUUUUACGACACAAGGCUGGCCCUUUGUUGGGAGGAAUAAUGAAUAAAGAAUGUAAAACCUCAGAUGUCUUUAUAUAGAACCAGCUGGGAAAAUCGUUCUUCGGUAAUUGUAACUUCUACUAUAAAAUUCUACUUGUACAAGGAAGCCCACCACAAAUAUUCUGUCUUUUCGGGCUCGCAAAGUGCAGCGUUACAACUUGGUGGUCAGCAAAUUACAGCCUGUCAAUAGGCGGGGACAUUGGUGUCUAUUUUCGCCUGCCUUGUGUGCGAUCCUGCUCUUUCAUAGCGAAAAAGCGUUUUAUUUUUGGCAGAAAAUGACAGGAGUAUUUAAACGUUAUGAGAAGGAGCCGGGCGCUGACAUUCUGGUGGGUCGUGUGAGCUAGAAGGGGAACGGAGAUUCAGUUGAAUUUUUUUAUACAUUGGAUUCUUUGGGAAUUAAUAUCAGCGGACAACAUGUCGAUCGCGCACAGAGCAGCGGAGUAUAUGCUAUCGGAUGCGUUACUGCCCGACCAACCACCCAACAAGAAAGCCCUGCGAUUGGAGUUGCCUCUGGACCGUAUUAUAAAGUUGGUGACGGUCGGUCUGCCGCUGUUGCUCGUUUCUUUAACAUUUGCCCGGGAAAUGUCUUCAGGUUCACAAGUAAUCUGCUUCCCUCCAAAUAACUUCUCAUUGAAGCAAACGCAGUUUGUAGAUAAGCACUGUUGGCAGUCCCUGACGCACCACGACUUCACCGCCGGCGGGCAGCACAUUGUCUCCUCCCUGUGGAUCCACAAGGUUUUCCCAUUCACACUGACAGUUGUGGCUAUCGCCAUGUACAUUCCGGUCGUACUUUGGAAGUAUAUCUCCAGGUCUGCGCUGUACACUGAUCUCCUCUUCAUUAUCGACGAACUGGACAAAUCCUACAAUCGAUCCAUCAAGCUGGUCCAACACUUGGUGAAGACCCACAGGAGCUGUCCUGAUCCCCAGCUGUUCUGGGAGGAGCUGAAAAGUGCCCGCCAUGUGCGCUACUUUGAAUAUCCCCUGUUGGAACGUUACCUGAGCAGCAAACAGCGUUCCCACUUCAUCGCAUUCACCUAUCUCUUCCGGAACAUUCUCUUGCUUCUUUUCAUUGUCAUUACCUGUUUCUACCUGGGCUUCUUCCACCUCAGCGUCUUCUAUCAAGAAGAGUUCAACUGCCAUAUCAAACCGGACUUUCUUGCAUCUGACACUUCCUCCUCCAUCUUUGUCAGAUGUAAACUGAUAUCACUGACCAUCUUCCAGCUAAUCAGCGUGGUCAAUGCCGCUGUCUACAUCCUCUUGGUUCCGGUGAUAUUGUACAAUUUGACUAAGCUCUUCCACUGGGACAAACAAUUCCUGAAUGUCUAUGAAAUGCUCCCAGCUUUCGAUCUCUUGAGCAAGAAGAUGUUGGGUUGCCCUGUUAAUGACCUAAAUAUUAUUAUUCAGUUCCUUCGGGCCAAUAUAUGCGAGCUUAAAUCAUUCAGUCGCCUCAGUGUUCUCUGCUCACUCAAGGACAUGUCCAGGAACCGGGAGAACAUUGACACAGUGGUGGACUUCAUGACGUUGCUGGUGGGAAUGGAAGAGGACAGUGAAACCUUCCUUACCUCAGGGUAUGAUGGGAUCAUAACAAGCAACGAACUUCAGCCACCAUCAAAAGUGGAAAACAUCGAAAUGUCAAGUAUAGUGAGCAGAAACUAAUCUAUGGAAGAAAGAUCAGCGUCUUUAUGUUCUAUAUGUUUUUUAAAGUGUUUUUUUUUUUUUUUGUAGAACAAUGUGUGUUUAUUUAAAGUAGAAUUAUAGAUAAAGCAUAUCAAUGUCAUGCAGCAACACAAGAUAAUGUGGAUCAGUGUCUUUGUUCCUUUAAAAUGUACUGUAAAGUCGCACAAUCUACCUUUUUCUUUUAUUUCCUUUGGAGUGGUGAAAACAGAUCUGCAUCCUCCCUGAAUACCUUGUUGCCAAAGGUUUCAUGAACCACAGCCGGAGGAGGCAGCCAUGUAAUGUUGGGUUGUGUGAUAUACUGUAGCAAAUAUGCACAUUAAUUACCUAUUCUUCAACUCUGCCGACAUUCCCUGGAGCCCUUCUGCAUAGAAAUAGCGCUAUGAAUGUUGGAAGAUAUAGUUUGUAGACCUGUCUCUGGGGGCAGAAGCUUUGCAAAAAAGUAUGAAGGUGAUCAAGCUUUAGGGCAUCUUAUUUGUUUUAUAAGUGCAGAAUUAUAAGCUGUUGCAUAUGUAAUGUGCAAUAGAGACAGAUACCUCACUUGUACUUUAAAGUGAUUCUAAAAGACAACACAUGACCUACAAUGACACACAAAGAAUGGACUUGUCUUUUUUCAACCUCACCUACUAUGUUAUAUUUAAAAAAUAAAAAUGUUACAGACCUA